Spirometra erinaceieuropaei is the source of this 13550-nucleotide messenger RNA. The record is from the annotation of a GenBank genome assembly. Lineage: Eukaryota; Metazoa; Platyhelminthes; Cestoda; Diphyllobothriidea; Diphyllobothriidae.
AUGCAAGGUGGUGAUGUGAGGCUACGCGAGCAACAGAACCGACCAGAAUCCCUAAACAUCCUCCAGGUGGCCAAAAGGCUGGAGUCUCAGGAGGUAAGUUAAUACACACCUUCAGUGCGCAUUUUCAGACACUAUUUUCGACUGGCGUAAUGACAGAGUCAUUGGUUCGAAGCUGGUGUCUUCUGGCAAAAGAAGCUCUGGCUUUCCGACACCGUCAUUGUUUUUGAUAAAUCCAUUCUGUCCCUAGGCCGCCUCAUGACUCCGUUUGCACGGGGACCGGUAUCACCUGGCCGUACGUUGCAAAUUCACAGUCAUGAAGUAGGCCCAGGUGCGGUAGUGUGCAGACGCUUCUGCUCGGGUGAUUGUAUUUUGGCUUUUAGUUCCUCUACUUGUUUGCCGACUGCGCCCUUAUUUCCCGUAUUGCGGUAAGGGUUUUGGGGGGUUUCCGACAUUCAUGGCGCCUUAGCCCUCCUACAAUUGCUACAAUAACUUGGCUAUCUCCGAUUAUACCUUUUUAACCAAGCCACUAACAUGGAAUCUAAGCUUUUCGGUUGAUGUCACACUGUGUGCCUUGUUGAUGAAAUAGCCCCUAGUCUUUUUAGGUAUGCAAGGGAGACUGGAUGAAGGCUACUUGGUUUUUCGUCUAUUACGUUGAAAACCCAGCUCACUUGCUCACUUGUUUCGACUAGAGGAUCAGAAACAGUCAUCCCUAGACCUCUGUCCAUCACUUAGAGGUGGGGCCAGAAAGACACCACGGUUUCGCCUCAGGAAGCACAAGAUUUACAGUUCAGUAGGCAUUGGCCAUAGCGAAAAUGCAGUUAGCGAAGAGGGGAUAGCAAAUUCUGUCAAAUUCCAAACGAGCAAGGCAAGGUUGAAAUCUAGCAUGGGACCGAUGAGACAUCCUCUUCAGUCUCUGGAAAUUAUGUGAAGUUAACCAAAAGACGACACCAGUAUUAAACGAGUCUUUCGUCAAGGCCUCCCUUCUGUAUGGAACUAAAACAUGCCCGUGAACUUACAGUACGUUACCUAACUCAUGAAAUGUGUCGAAAUUUACAAAUGAUUGCCAAUCACUCGCAAACCGACACCAUUUCAUAGGUUCAAUGUCUAUGUUAAGUAAGUAAAAGUUUAAAAGACUUAAAAACAUAAAAGAAAUAUUAAAGGCAGUGUUGCGUUGUUUAGAAAUGUCGAUUUAUUUUGAAAAGCGCAAUAUCCCGAGAACGUCAGAAAUGGCUCUAAUUUAGUAAACUCCUUUUUUAGAUGUAUAGAAUGUAUUUUCAUACCACAAACGUAGUAAAUAUGAAAUUAGAAAUAAAAUAACGUCUUAUAAUAGUGCUUCAGUGAAGUUUUCAUCUAAAUAUCGUUUAAAAACUAGUGUGAUUUCAUAUAUGACGGUUUUCCAACGGCCCACAUUCUCAGCAUAGAUUCCAAAACAGUUUUCCAUGGAUUCGUGUUAUCCUUGACUCGUUUGAGUUAAAUGAGAUAGGGUUCAACAAGAGCAAUUUGAUUUUACUUGAUUUCACCCAUGGGGGCGUCCUAGGAACAAACGUUUUCAUAAGGUGACAUGCCAUGAGGCCGGUCGGUGCCUAAUAAAUUUAAAUAGAACGGACAGGCGUGAUCGUAAACAUAGCAUUUUGUAUUUAUAGAGAGAACUUGUCUUCCGUUAAAUGAAUUCACACUUUUCGUUUGUUUUCGAUUACGUUGAGUUUCAGAUCGGCCUCGAAAUGUUGCUGAAUACUGCAUUAUUUUCAGUGUUUUCACCCGAUCGUCCAUAAAGACAGCUUCUGAAUUGCCUGUCUGUUGAGAACUUUAACAUAAGAUUAUUCUUGAAGGUAUUUACCGAAUUAAUGAGUGUUCGGGUGCUCCUUUUGACGAAGAUGGUCGUUUGGAUCACAUGUGAAGACUCAUUCAAACAUCAAACUUGAUUUUCGAGAACAAUGGCUGUCCACAACGAAAGUCAGCAACGAAUAUGGCUUCGAUCAAUAAGACAACUUUCCGUAAUAAGUUACCUCUUUAAGAAGCGCUUUAUCACUGCACUCCGUUGACGGAUCUCUGUGUACUUUGCAUUUUUGCACGGUGACGCUAUGUAAAAAUUUGACACUUUUGGCCGUUUCUCUCACGUUCCUAAACAAUACUUUUUUUUUCUACCGUAAACAUAAAAUGCCUUCUUCUGUACAUUGGGGCCAUUUCCACUGUUUUUGUUCGCUUUUAGACUCCAUUCUUCGAUUAUGAAUGCACGGCAGGGCGCCCAUAUGAAUACUGAUAUUUUGCUGAAACUAUUAAUGUUUUGCUCGUUCUAUUUCUGAAUAAGACAUGCACAGAAACUGAAAAUACACGACAUAUGUUCAAAACUGGAAAUGACCAUUCGGUGGUGGUCACUUAUGUGACAUCAGGUAGAAUUUUUCAAAUGGCAAAACAAUUUCAGCCCAUUUAAUCGAAAAACUCUGAGAUUUCCCGCCUGAGCAAGUAAGACAUGUAUUAUAUGUCAUCAAAUCACAGGAGGACCCUUUUCAAAGUCCAGAAUUUGAGUGUUCGGGAAGGAAAGUCAAUAAUGGCUUUAUGCUUCCCGAUGUAAAGCGCUGUAGUAAUUUCGAUCUGAAUACCAAUAAGUCAUAGUUUUGGUGAAGGAUUAUUCCAAAGGAAGGCAUAUUUGGAUGCAAAAAGGGGAGCGUCUAGACGUAGACCAAAGAGGCGGCGGAUGAGAGAUCGGUUAUCACACUUUGGGUGGACACUGUCCUUUACUCCUUUUCCCCUGCUCUUCUUCGCGCAUUUUUUUGCCUCGCAUUAUUGCACUUUGCCGGCGCGCACUUUGAAGACUAAUCAUCCGUCCCUCUCCAGCGUACCUGACUGAAUAGGAACAUCAGUAUUAUGCUCGCGGGCAGGGACCUGGUCUCCGUUUAAUUAGGUGUCACCAGAUGAGAUCAUUAUCGUCAUGACCAUCCUGGAGCUCUUUCUUGAGAUACCAGAGUAGCAUAAAAUCUCGCCCAUCGAAACAAGAUCUGCCCAUUUUUGACACUUAUGAACUUUCGGCGACGGGACUGGCAAAAGUGCCGCCCUUUUACCUUCCCACGGUUUUUUUAUCUAUUUUUGCCGCUCUCAUGGCGUUUACCUCCACUGACUGCAAUAAAAAGACGCUUCUAGGCUUCUGUCAGGAAGGCGUGUGGCAAGAUUGUGUUACCGAAGCCUUCUUUUUCCCGGAUUCGAUAACAAAAACGACAAUGCCAUUCAAAAACUGCAGAAAAAUCAAACCUCAAGGGGGGAGGAGAGUUGCCUGUUGCAGUCUGCAAGUUCCGUCCAUCUGCAGCGCAUGUGUAGCAGUAGAUAAUCUCAAAAACCCGUCAUAUUCCUUGUCAGCAUUCAUUUUAAUAACAUGCGGAUAUGAACUGUCAAGUUCCAAGUGCAGCAGUAAGUUCCAAUCAAACACAGGCUGUGCAUGCCCACUAACCUGCCAUCCUCCCGACAAAAAAAUAAGUCCCCGAAUAAUGUAACUUUUCCGCUUAAUCUUCCUUGCAGUGCACCACUGUCGCAUACUAUGGGUAAUUCAACCAUGUCUUCCUAAAACAUUCUGUAAUUCCUCGACAAAAAUCUAACUUCUAUCUACGCUGACGACGGUCUCCUCGCCAUGUCUCACUUUGGCCUAAGAAGAUAUUGUAACUCGUCCUUUUGUUAGCUGGCUUGAAUUGCCUUUGGGAUCUCCUUUUAACGAUGGCCAACAAGACUCCAGUUGGCCGACACAUUUUCUCGACUAAUUUGCGGUUGACAAGUCUCCUUUUUACCGCCUCAGCCUCCAGUAAUAAAAUAGAAGACCCUACUGCAUGUCCUUAGGUGUUUUUGACUGCCUUGUCAAAUUCUGUUACCGUGGACCACUUUCUUUUUUUAAUGUUUAUAUUAUCAACUGUGCUAUGUAACUCGUAACUGCCUGCCUUCCUUCUAGUUGAUCGAAAUCGCCGACUCCACUGAGGUCCUGACCCGAGAACGACUUUGCUGUGGGCUGGUUCUCUUCGAACAGGUCAUUGACUUUCGCAUAUUCUACUUGCUAUUCGGCCCUCCUUUAUGUCCCCGGGGCUCUUUCACUUACUUGCCCUUUGGUAUUUUAUGUGUUCUGGAAUAGUAGAGAUCCCAUUAGACAGAUCUAAUAUCGUUAGGCGCAAGGGAUUCGUUGGCGCUGGAAAUUACGUGUUAUACUCCUGAUGUCCUGUGCCCACCUUCCUGACUCCUGGACGUUUGCGUGACCGCCGAUAAUACGGCCAUUUUUGAAAGAAAAUAUAAAUGGAGGUUAAGGAGGGCUUCUGUAUUCCGUACAUUUUCUACGCCGGUUCCUGAGAUCACGGUCAGGGAUAGAGUAAAUCCGCAAAGAUGAGUGCUUUUCUGGCAUUUGUGCCGGUCAGCGGCGCUAUCACCACCUCGUUCAGAUUGGCUGUCGUUCCAUCCAUUUCCUCUUUGAGACCUUUGUGCGUGGUAUCUGUUGUAGCUAGGACCGUAGCAAGCACACGAGAUGGGGAGGACGAACGAAUAUGGAUGCAUGAGUCAGAACGAGAAUACCCUAUGACAGGGCUUUAUUCAUCUUAAAAUUGACGUAUUGGGACUAAAACGAGAAAUGGAAAAGUAGUAGAUAAUAUGGAAUUUAGCCAGGGGCUUAUUUUAGCAUGAAAUUCACCCCGGCCAACAAAUGGAGGAAUUGAGAUGUCAAAAAUCGAUAGGAAAAGUUUGCAUGGGGCAAAGUUCAGGCGUCUCUGUUACGAAGGCAGUGUGGGUGAACACGUUGUUGUUGUUGUUGGGUUAAUGUUUCUAGGUUGUGCAUGCGGACCUCGUCAGCGUUCGGUACACUAACAGGUGUCGCAUCAUUCUGUUCGUCAGUUGAAACGGUGCUACUUUCUUGCUCGGUAAUGGGUGGGGGGGUGGGGGUGGUCAGGGGAAAGUGGGAAGAAAUUUUCUGAUACCGGCUUGGCCAUCUCCUGGUGGCAAUCACCAACAUCCUUUUCACCGCUGGGAGCAAGCAGUCGAACAGAUACCGUUUUUUCGCUGCCAUUACUGAAUCAUAUAUGAGCAUAUUGGGGGUUACAUUGGAGUAGUUCUACCUCCUCAACAAGCGGAUCAAACUUAGACUGUUGAUUGCUCUUCAGCAGAACUCUGCCAGAAGAGGUAAGCCACAUGGGGAGAGUAGUGCCAGUAGUUGACCUCCUGUUGUAGACAAACAUUCUCUCAUGAGGUGUUGCAUUAGUGGCGGUACACAAAAGUGAUCUAAUUGAGUGUAAAGCGUCAAGUAAGACGGAUUCCCAGUGUGUGACGGGCAAAUUUUGUGAUUUCAGAGCAAGCAAGAUAGUCCUAUAUAAAGUUUGGUUCAGACGUUCGACCUGCCCAUUUCCUUGGGGAUUGUAUGGAGUUGUUCUACUCGUCGCCACUCCUUUACUGCGAAGGAAUUGCUGAAUAUCAUUUGACAUAAAUGACGAUCCCCGGUCGGUGUGUAUGUACGAAGGAGUACGGAAAGUGGAGAAGAACUCACACAAACAUUUAAUGACAGUUCCGGCAGUCUGAUCAGGACAGGCAAACGCAAACGGAAAACGAGAAUAUUCAUCAAUAAUCGUCACCAGAUAGCGGUUGUGAGUUGCCGACGAAAAAGGACCUUUGAAGUCGAGUGACAGUCGUUCGAACGGCUGGGUGGCUUUGAUGAGUUGGCCUUGUGUUUUAAAGAAACGGGGUUUGACUUCACAACAGACCUGACAUUUAGCGACGACAUUACGAAUCUCUUCCAUCGAAAUGGGGAGAUUCCGAGCUCGAACAAAGUGCGAAAACCUAGAGACGCCGGGAUGACAAGGUGACUCGUGUAGUUCUUUCAAAUCGGCACUGGUUAGUAGGGUGUCACGGCAAUUACGGGAAAGCGUCCGCCGCUCGAUUUCCUGUACCAGGUCGGUAGACAAUGCCAAACUUGAACGGUGACAGUUCCAAUCUCCAGCGUUCGAUCUCAUCAUUCUUGGCCUUCCCUUUUUGCUGACUGCCGAAGAUGAAGGCAACAGAACGCUGAUCCGUGAUGAGUUUAAAGUGAUUACAGAGGAGGAAGUGCUUCCAUUUGCGUAUGGAUUCCACUACGGCGUAUGCUUCUUUCUCUAUAGCUGAAUUAUGUCGCUCAUUUGGGGAUAGGCUACGUGAAAAGAACGCUACUCUUCGGCCAUUCUGAUUCAGUGUGGCAGCGAUUGCGACGUCGGAAGCAUCGGUCUCGACAACUAAUGGGGUAUCGUAAUGAACAGUGGCCACUGUGGCUUUCGCAAGUUCCUCCUUAAGAGCAUCAAACGCUUCCAUUACCUUCAGUGGUAAGGGGAAAGUUCUGUUAUGGAUAAGCAGAUGAAUCUUAUCCGAAAAGUGAGAUAUCCAUUGUGAGUAGUAUGCAAACAGUCCCACAGCUCGUUGUUGAGACUUAAGAUCUUGUGGAGGAGUCGUUUCACGGAAAGGCCUUAGACGAUCCGGAUCCGGCCUAAUGUUGCCCUUGGACAUCUCGUAACCAAGAAGUUUAGUUUCUUUAGUAGCGAUAAAACUUUGGCUUCAUUGAAUGCUAUUCCGUACUUUUCAGCCACGUUAAGGAAUUUUUGAAGGGUUGAAUCAUGCUCCGCGAGGCCGCCCCCACAAAUAGUGAUAUUGGCAACGUAGACGAAAAUAUUCUUUAGACGUUCGCGUGCAAUUAUGUCGUCGAUGGUCUGCUGGAAGCACGCAACUCCGUUGGUCACACCAAAGGGGAUACGACAAAAGUGAUAUAAACGUCUACAAGCUUCAAAGGCAGUGUAUGGUCUUCCUUUUACCCGGAUGGGUAUCUGGUGAUAGGCGCUCUUGAGAUCAAGAGUGCUAUAAGUGUCGUAGUUUGCAAUACGUUCAACCAUUUUGUCUACUCUGGGGGAGGGGUAGGCAUCUAGAAGUGUGUAUCUGUUGAUCGUUUGGCUAUAAUCGACAACCAUCCGCUUUUUGUCGUCUUCAUUGGCUACGACCAAAGCUUGGGCUCGCCAGGGGGAUAAUGAAUGCUCAAUUACACCCUCAGAAAGAAGGCGACGAACUUUUUCUCGUAUAAGUCUCUCAUCCAUAUUGGUGUGCCUGCGAGAUUUAGUAGCGAUGGGUUUGCAGUUCGGUGUCAGAUUAGGAAACAAACGGGGAGGCUCGAUGCAAGCGGCAGCCACAGAACCAGGCGAGGACGUAGGUGGUAUGUGUCCUAUGACACAGCGUUCGUUGUCGCUAGUAGCAAGCUGGCGGGCGGACAGAAUGGGAUCGAGUGAGAUCCUAACCACAACAGUGAGGGUCAAACGCCCACUUGACAUGCUUAUAUACCUCACUUUUUUCAUUUUCUUGCUCCUACUGCUGAGGAAGUGAGGAUGGAUGUUGAUGGUGGGGUAGUUGCUAAUGGGGACGAUAACGCUAUUUCAUUCUGACUCAACCAUGAAAAACUCAGCGCCUCGGUGAAAUGCAAACUCACAACAUAAAUGGGAAGCCUUAGCUCACCAACGCUCUUGCCACCUGAACUACGAGGCCCCGCCGGACGACGCGAGUUUAAUCACAUUUGGGUCAAGUUACCCGCCCAAUCUACCGCAACGUCUGGAAUCCACCAAAUCUUAUACAGUAAGAUGACUGCCUAAGCAGGAUUUCUUAAGUAACCCACCUAGAAUCCAGCAGAGGACUACGCGGCCCACGUAAUUCAUAGAUGUCUUGGUGGAUUUUCUUGUAUAUUUUAUAAUGAUCCAAUUGUGAUAACGCUAGUGUUCAACUAUCUUAGAGUUCUAGUGUGCGUUGAAGCACUGCACUGUUUGCUGCUCACCAAAAAAAACAAUUGACUUACUUCCUCCGGUCAUCUCUGUUCGACAGGUGCUGAAUCGGAUCCGUGAGUUUCUCGAGGAAGAUGAGCCUGUCAGCGAGAACGGCAGUACCACCUCAAGUCAGGCCCCUGUGCCCGUAAACGUGUGGCAUGGCACUGGUGGCACCAGCCAGAUUGGCACUCAACCCGCAGCCUCCAAAGAGUCCAUCCAGAUCGAGGGCUGUUCGCAAUUUCAUCGCAUCUGGUCGGCCAUACAGUUUGUGUUCAGCACACCCUUUGGCGAAAACGAGUACACUGUGGAGGAGAUGUUCGGUGACGGUCUCAAUUGGGCCGGCUGCGCCAUUAUCUGUCUUCUGGGCCAGCAGCGCCGCUUCGAGAUGUUGGACUUUGGUGGUCAGUUUUUGCGAAUUCAGCGCGCUGACAAGAAGGACAUUCUUCCAGAUGGAUUUGUAAGCCUUAUCGACAGAAAUACUCUGAUGUAUUCCCUGCAUGGCAUGUGCAUUGCUUAAAACCUGUGAUUGUAUGAUAGGGGGCCUUAGCUAUGCAUUGAUACUUGCUUAAACUUGAGGCAGUUUUAUGCACACUUGGUGUAACCGAUCUGAGUUGUGUUGCGGAGCUAUCGUCUGUCAAAAAGUGUGACUUGGACGUCACCUCUUUUCCGACGGCAAAGACCGAACACUGUAGGUCUAAGAACCACUAUAUGUUGACCUAAAGUGUCGAGUUGCUUUUUGGAUUGGCCUCCGCGUAAGCAGCGGUCUCGGGGUUGGCGAAGCAGUGAACUUCUGGGGCGGGCGGUGAAUGGCGUGUACAUGCCGCCCCAGCCCCGUCGUUCUGUUGUGUGGCCUGCGAUAUAACCAGGAUAUUGCCUCAGAAGGUAUGAACUGUCUCAUUCAAGAUGAAGUCGAAGUCCUUCGCCCGCAGGAUCGCCUUCAAGCAUCACUAAUCUAGAACUUUCAAUUUUCGCUCCUUGUCCACGAAUUCAGCUCGGCAUUUGCAGCUGUAGAGAAUGGCACGGACCUUUGCAAUCGUUGAGAUAUCGUUACAGGUCCAUAGGCAUCUUCAAGGGCUUGAAGAGCAUCAUAAAUUUGGACAAAACUUCUGUCCCUAUUCUGUUCCUAUCCUCAAAUUUGAAUUAUUGGCUAAAUGGCUAAACAGGUUUAUUUAACUGCUGACGUUUCAAAGAGCACUGUAAGAGAAGGUAAUGGCCUGAAUAGUGAUAGUAAACCUACAGACACAUGCUAGUGUACUUGAGAGUUCUUAAUACUAUGCUCCAUCGGUCGUUGAUCCUCUCGUCAAAUGGAUCCUCCUUGUCGAACCGUCGCUUCUUAGCUGUUCGAUAAAGUGACCAGUUGGGCUUAAGCUUAUCGCCUGCUGAUAUAGACCGCAUCACAUUUCACAAUGCAUAUUGCCGCGUAAGAUCGUUCUUGGCUUACGCCUCUUCCUUAAUUCUUGGCAUUUUCUUCAACCUGACGUCUAGUAUGGUUUUCCAUAUUAAGGCUUUAGCAGUAACGUCCUCUUCUGUUAACUGCUACACAUCUCUGUUGCGCAUCGCCUUGAAGCGCCCAUAGCUUUGUGGGCGGUUUCCAAAACCUUUCAGCCUGAUUACCCAACAAACCGUAGGAAGGCUCAGUUUUAAUUGCCCAGCUCUCCGAGUUGUGCUGUGCCUCCUCGAAGAAAGUCACGAUGCUGGCUAAGCGGUCCUCCACGUUUUGUCCGGACUGUGAAAGUUUAGAAAUACUAUGAUUCGGCUCUUCUCUAGUGGGUGGACAAAAGAUGCUCUUAAAGUCUAAGACAAUCUCAGAAGUCCUCGUAGACAUUUAUUUUCACCAGGACCAUCUGUUUUCAGUUGAACUACUUUGCAGGUGUAAGUUAGCUGCCAGUUUUUUUUUAAUGGUGACGAUUUUUCCCAUUCGAAAGCGACAUACUAGCUCGAAACCUCUGUCAGCGGAAAAUCUUUGGUAGUUUCUGCUCUGCCUCUGAAGUACUACACAACACACCUUUCUAAACCAUGAGCUGUGAAAAUAACCGUGGAACAUUUACUUCAAAGCCCUUCAAAUUAUCGUCCAUAAUUUCGUUUAGAAGACAAAUUCCUUCUCAUGAAAGAUUUGAAAACGCAGUAACCAAGUUGGCCGCAGUAUCCAGACUGCAUUCCCGAUGUGGAGCCUGCCCUAACUGUUCUACAGCUUCAGGUCUGCCAAGUAGCCGCAUGGUGAGGACCCAGGUGAGAUAAGAUGAGGGGACCUGGGAGGCCACCCCUCCCCGCCCACUGAGCCUGUUUGAUCAACCCAUCGGCCUUCGAGGACCUCGCUGAGGCAGUCGCGCACGCUAUGGUCAUAGUGUUUAGCGGACUGUUCUGCUCAAACCACUCAUAGUCAUGUAAUUCAAGACCUCCUAAUGCGGUAAUCACCUGUCGUUGCAAUAAUGGACUAUCAGGCUGCCCCAGAAUGGAGAAAAAUUAACGGGUUUUAACUGCCGAUCCACCUGAAACGUUUUAUUGUGGAAAAAAGACUCGUUUUUUCGUUGCAAACUAUGAUUGCAGGAUCCUCUCGCGAAGAAGCGAUUGGCUGGGGUUGUUGGAAUUUUAAAAAUCAGGCUUCAUUAUUAUUCCGUUCCGAGAGUGUAUGACUUCAUGAGGGCUUCGGUUUACCUAAAUAUUCCCGAAGACUUCUUCUCGACGCUCCUUAGGAUUGGACCAACGUGCCUAUAGUCGGACAGAGUGAUAUGGCUGAAAGCGGUAUUUUCCUAGCAUAUUAUGGAGGGGACCCUUUGGAAAGCCACCGAACAUUCGUUGUUUGGUUGUUGCGUGUGUUUGCACAGCCAUAUCAGCACUUAAGUCGUCAUCCCCUGUUACGUCUUGAGCUGUGUCUGUUUUGGAAAAUUGUUUGACCACUCUGCCGACUGAAUUGCGAGUGACUGACCUGAUCGAAUCUUGAAGUAGAGCUUUAGUGUAAUCCCUCCAGUAUUUCGGCCGGAUUGCAUUUUUAGGAAUGCUAAUUCUGUUUUCUCGUCAAUAUUUAAUUGGGACUUUUUGAAUCACGCGUUCUUUUCGCCUGUGUGCUGUUAUCUCUUUCUAUUUCGGUCGGUGGUGUGACUGUUAGUGUUAGGCUGUCCUCCGAUGACGUACCCACUGUGUGGGCUCGGUAGUAAAAGUUGCAUCCUAACCAACCCACUUUGCAAUGAUGUGGUGCCUGAGUUGAGCUUGUGGUUAGUGGUCCGAUCGUCGUUGUCGAUCAUGUCCACAGCGUGCCUGUUUUCACAAAUUUGCCAUGCUCCGAAGUGGUUGAUGCAUCAUUAAAAUCCCCCCCCCCCCCGAUGCAUGGAAUUGAGCUUUUGUGACACUUCACCAGUGUUUCGACCACUUCCCAUGUAUAGAAGUGCCAGUGCCUUAUUUCGUCUUCUGGUACUGAUAUCUGGCUGAAUAAUGGUAUAGGCUGCGUCCGCAUCGAUCCACGUCGAGGCAGUGCAGUAGCCCAUUUGAACAGACUUGACAGUUUGCAUAGUAAAUGGACGUUUUCCGAGAGGAGAUUUACUCAUGCGUAAAUGAGGGUUUGACGCGUGCGCUCAGCUCCUAGGGUAAGAUAUUUUGGGACAAGUGAGAUUAUUCGCCCCUCUUCUCCCCUACCCUCUCUAGUCUCUGUACGCAGCAGUAAAUAAGUCAGCAGUGUCGAUUUGUGCAUGUUACGCCAGGUUAAUCAGUCUGGCGGUUUUUGGUCCACACUUCAAGGCUUCUUCUGACAUUUUAUGGCCGUAUAUUCCAAAAUAAACCACGUAAAAACUGUUCUUGCAGAUUGGGUAUCGAUCGAAGGUAUUGUGUCCGCACUUCGGCAGAUUCGGCGUUGCGUGAUGCUUUUGGUAGCCUCAGCCUGCAUCUUCUUAGCACGCGUGACUGUCCCCAUUUGCUCACCUUUCCUGUCCACCCCCUCCCCCUUCUCCGGUUUCUGCUCCGCGUCGCUGCCCUGUUUACUCUCUAUUGAUUCUUCCGCCUGUCCUGACCACGUACUCACGCGUACCUGCUGAUGAGACGGCUGCCAAGACUCCCCUUACUGUUCUUUCCUCUCGUUUUUCCCCAAGCAUGUCUCCUGCAGAAAUUACCUAAAAACUACGGAAGCCUGAGAACGGGGUGGAUUUACCCUUUCUUAUCACAAAGCAAAUAUCGUUUUGUUGAUAUGAGAUCACCGAUGGCCCUAUGAGAGCAAUUUAAAUCUGCUGUUUUCGGCUAAGGCACCAAUUUUGAGCGAAAUUGUGGAGGAAAACGAAGAUUUGAGGGCGUAAAAUGGCUCUUAGAUCGAAGCCCUGUCGUGCUUGACCCACUGAGAGUACCUAAGAAGACAAAGUUGCUUGUAGUUUGUCCAACCUAGUUUUUACGACUCAUGUGCUGCUCCUAGCAUAGGCAUUAUAUGCCCGCCCCGGUCUAUGCUCACGACUGCAAUCUGUUAAGGUUAUCCGAAGUGUACGUUGUUGCGUGUCUCACGUUUUGGUUUUUGUUUUUUGAGUUUGAAAUCCGACCAAAAGACGCGACAUAGUUUAUUAUUUUAUUGAUCCCGCACAAUUCCAAUUUUUUGACUAGCCAGCCGGCUUUUUGUCCGAUUGACCCUACGCCAAUCCCCCUCUGCUCUAACAGACCGCACUAUGUGGGGAAGGCAUUCACGCGCAGGAACCCGGAUUCUCGACUAAGCGGUUCACCAUUAGAACCUUUGAUAUAGCCAUCUCUACGCCAUUCAUUCGACGUGGACAGUGAACCAUUGUUUGCCUCUACCUUUGCGAUCUUACUAAAAACUACUUUAAUUACCAGCCGGUAUCGAGCGCGCACACAAUUCAGAUCAGACGGAAACGUCCAUUUUGAAAAUCGAUAAUUGAUAGGUGUUUUGGUGGAUUUUGAAUAAUUUAUUUUGAUCCAACUAUGAAGAACUGGGCGACCUCGGUGGGACUCGAAUCCACGACAGCAAGCGUAAGGCUUCAGUACAGUAGCCGCCGGAUCCACGUGGCCCCGCCGAAGCCGUGAGUUUAAUCAUGGCCGUGAGCCUCGUAGUCAUCUGGUAAAUUCCAGAUGGAUUACUUCGAAGAUCCUGCCUGGGCAGUCAGCUUUCUAUAUCAGAUUUGGCGGAUUCCAUGCGUUGCAGUAGGCUGGACGGGUAACUUAACCCAAAUGUGAUUAAACUCACGACUCUUGGUGGGGCCCCGUAGCUAGAGCGUUGGCUGUACUCAACCCUUACCCUUGCUGUCGUGAGUUCGAAUCCCACCGAGGUCACCGAGUUUUUCACAGUUGGGUGAAAAUAAACAAUGAUGUAAUUAAAGCCGUUUCUAACUGCAGUUUUCCUUCAGUUGUCUGUGUCUGAAUUUAGUUUAUAUUUCUGAUCUGUGGCUGACAUGUCACGAGAGUUAAACGCGUCAGAGCAGUUGUGCCAUGCGAGGGGGCAAAAUCGUAAGGGUAUUGAACACACACACCCAUGAGUAAAGAUACUGGAUUUUUUUACCUAUUUGCUCUCAUCUUCUCCAUAGUUCUUUGUUUCUAUCUUAACAGUUUUUUUUCCUACGAGUUAGGAAUUCUGGCCUCUGGACCGUCUCCCUGUUUUUUUCACUUCUGAAUGGCACUUCUUUCCUCCUUUCGCAGUCUCUCGCCAGAUUGGCUACACGCCUGAGUCGCUUCAGUGUGCUCAACCGUCAAAUUUUUGCCACUCUAAACAACUACCUGCACCCCGUAGACCGUGCUGAUGUCCACACCGGUGUACGCCACUUUCCUCCGCCCCAGUGGACUCGGAUGUGA